Molecule: messenger RNA, 1257 nt
Organism: Nerophis lumbriciformis (worm pipefish)
Lineage: Eukaryota; Metazoa; Chordata; Actinopteri; Syngnathiformes; Syngnathidae
Source: RefSeq, a predicted model, not a curated record
AUGGGCAAAAUGCAACUUUUGGCAAUUGUUGCAGUGCUAUUAGUCGUAUAUAGUGUGCAAGCCAAGGUGUACUUUCGGGAGGAGUUCUCGGACGGCGAUGAAUGGAGAAGUCGAUGGGUGGACUCCAAACACAAGUCUGACUAUGGCCAAUGGAAACUGACUGCUGGUGACUUCUAUGGAGACGUCGAGAAGGACAAAGGCCUCCAGACAAGCCAAGAUGCCCGAUUCUACGCGUCUUCAGCCCGCUUUGAGCCAUUCAGUAAUGAGGGGAAGAGUCUGGUCAUCCAGUUCACCGUCAAGCAUGAGCAAAAAAUCGACUGUGGCGGCGGCUACGUCAAGGUCUUUCCCGCGGACCUGGAUCAGGCAGCCAUGCACGGGGAAUCUUCGUACUAUAUUAUGUUUGGCCCAGAUAUAUGUGGCUACAGUACCAAAAAGGUGCAUGUCAUUUUCAAUUAUAAGGGACAGAAUCACCUCAUCAAGAAGGAAAUUAAGUGCAAGGAUGAUGAGCUGAGCCACCUGUACACGCUGAUCCUGAAUCCCGACCAGACCUACGAGGUGAAGAUCGACAAUGAAAAAGUAGAGUCUGGCAAACUGGAGGAAGACUGGGACUUUUUGCCCCCAAAGAUGAUCAAGGACCCCGAAGCCAAGAAGCCUGAGGACUGGGACGACCGCGCUAAGAUCGAUGACCCAGAUGACACCAAACCAGAGGAUUGGGACAAGCCAGAAAACAUCCCUGACCCUGAUGCCAAAAAGCCAGAGGACUGGGACGAAGACAUGGAUGGAGAAUGGGAGCCUCCCAUGAUCCCCAACCCAGAGUACAAAGGCGACUGGAAACCUAAACAGAUGGAUAAUCCCAAUUACAAAGGACCCUGGGUGCACCCUGAGAUCGACAAUCCUGAAUACAGCCCCGACUCAAACAUCUACAAGUUUGACAACAUAGCCGUGAUUGGUCUCGACCUUUGGCAGGUGAAAUCUGGCACCAUCUUUGACAACUUCCUGAUCACCGACGAUGUGAAGGAAGCAGAGGACAUCGGAAAUGAGACCUGGGGCGUCACAAAGGAACCUGAGCGUAAAAUGAAACAAGAGCAAGACGAUCUCAAACGAAAGGAAGAGGAGGAGAAAAACAAAGAGCAGGAUACACAAAUGGAGGAGGACGAAGAUGACGAUGAAGAUGAUGAAGAGGAUGAAGACCAGGAGGACGAGGAGGGACUUUCGGAAGGAGAUGAGGAUGACGCGAAGCCUAAAGAUGAGCUUUGA